Dermacentor albipictus is the source of this 672-nucleotide messenger RNA. NCBI's taxonomy places the organism in Eukaryota, Metazoa, Arthropoda, Arachnida, Ixodida, Ixodidae. The record is from RefSeq and is a predicted model, not a curated record.
AUGGACAGGGACCGAAAGACGAUCCGAUGCGCCACUUACGGCGACGUAGAAGCCGCGCUUUACAAGCGGUUCGUGGACGCGCGAUCGAAGAACAUCCCGCUCAGUGGACCCAUCAUUCUGGUGAAGGCCAAGGACUUGGGCUUUGCUCUCGGCCACGAAGACUUUCAGCCAGGAAAUGGGCGGCUCCAGAGAUUCAAGGACAGGCACAACAUCAUAUGUAAAAACAUUGUCGGGGAGGCCGCGUCCGUUGACCAGGGUUCGCUCCAGCAGUGGAUGGCCAAGCACCGCGAUUGUGUGCUUGCGUAUUCCGACAAGGACAUCUACAAUGCAGAUCAAACUGGACUAUUUUUCCAACUGCUGCCAUCGAACACUCUCGCGGCCAAGACAGACAAGUGCGAUGCGCCUGCCGAACUGUUGGUCAUGGGAAAGGCCAAGAAACCACACGGUUUCGCCAAGGUGCUGUCUAUGCCAGUGACGUAUGUGAACAAUGAGAAGGCAUGGAUGACGCGAGACAUUUUUGGCAAGUGGUUCGCCGACUUCGACAAGGAGAUGGUCCGAAAGGAGUGCAAGGUGCUGAUGUUGCUUGACAACUGCAGUGCGCAUCACGUCAACGCACACUUGAGCGCUGUAGAGGUUUUGUUCCUGCCCCCAAACACUACCGCCAAGCUGUAG